GCGGCUGUGAGGGGCUGCAUCUCGCAGCAGCCGCCCCGGCCGGGCAUGGUGUUGGGCGCCGGGUCCGCCUCGCCUGUCUCGCGGAGCCCAGGGUAAAGGCAGCAGUAAUGCUAAUGCUAGCAAGCAAACUGAAGCGUGACGAUGGUCUCAAAGGGUCCCGGGCGGCAGCCACAGCGUCGGACUCCACUAGGAAGGUUUCUGUGAGAGACAGAUUGCUUGUUAAAGAGCUAACAGUAACUCCAGAUGAGGGUUACUACCAGGGUGGAAAAUUUCAGUUUGAAACUGUAGUUCCCGAUGCUUACAGCAUGGUGCCUCCCGAAGUGAAAUGCCUGACCAAGAUCUGGCACCCCAACAUCACAGAGACAGGGGAAAUAUGUCUGAGUUUACUGAGAGAACAUUCAAUUGAUGGCACUGGCUGGGCUCCCACAAGAACAUUAAAGGAUGUUGUAUGGGGAUUAAACUCUUUAUUUACUGAUCUUUUGGAUUUUGAUGAUCCACUGAAUAUUGAAGCUGCAGAACAUCAUUUGCAGGACAAGGAGGACUUCCAGAAUAAAGUAGACGGCUACAUCAAGCGUUAUGCCUGA
Messenger RNA from Cebus imitator (Panamanian white-faced capuchin), 584 nucleotides. Its product is annotated as NEDD8-conjugating enzyme UBE2F-like. NCBI's taxonomy places the organism in Eukaryota, Metazoa, Chordata, Mammalia, Primates, Cebidae. The record is from RefSeq and is a predicted model, not a curated record. Gene Ontology annotation, cellular component: nucleus. The coding region runs from base 108 to 584 and encodes 158 amino acids. Gene Ontology annotation, molecular function: NEDD8 transferase activity. The transcript has 2 exons. Gene Ontology annotation, biological process: protein neddylation.